UAGUUGUUUUGUUGGUAGUAGUAGAAGCUUUCAUUGAUUUUCUAUAGUCUUUUUUAAUAUUAGAAAUCUGGUUUCAAUUACAAAGUAUUUAUCAAACUAUUAACCAUUGCAGGAUGGAAAUGGCUUCGUGUUCAACUUUAGACAUUUUGAGUAAUCUGCCAGAAAAUUUAGUAGAAAAAAUCUUUUUGCAUUUGUCAACAAGAGAUGUGGUGAGGACCAGCGUCCUUUCAACUAAGUGGAGACACAAAUGGAUUUCAGUUCCACAUCUCAUAUUCAAUGAUGAAUGUAUACCAGUUUCUGUUGGUUCACUUGGUCAUGAUAAACUUGUGAAAAUUGUCAAUCAUAUUCUCCUACUUCAUAGAGGCCCAGUUCUGAAAUUCCAUAUCUCUAAUUCGCAGUUAAAAUCCUGUUCAGAUAUAGACAGCUGGAUUCUUCACCUCACGUUAUUAAAUUCUGUCGAAGAAUUUGAACUUCAGAUUUCAAAAUCGGUGUGUCAUGUUGUUCCUCCAUGUUUAUUCUCCUUUGGACAUCUGAUUCAGUUAAAACUUAUUGGCUGCAAAAUCAUACCUCCUGUGACAUUCAAAGGCUUUAGUUAUCUCAAAAGUCUGUUUUUUAAAAAGGUUACACUCUCUAAUGCAUCAUUGGAAUGUUUGCUUUCUACCUGCCCUUGGCUUGAAAUGUUGUCAUUGAUUGAUAUUGAUGGUCCGACUCAUGUUGAAAUUCGUAAUCCAAAUCUCAAGUAUUUGUUGUUCGAUGAUAAAUCCAUUGGUAUAUCCCUCAAAGAUUUGAGACUUUUAGUUUAUGCAAACCUUUGUGCAAUAAAUGUGGCUCAUUCUGACCAACAAGGAACUUGCAAUUUUAUCAACAAUCUUGGCUCUCUGCUCAAUAUUCAAAAGCUUGUCAUGAAAGGCUGGUUUCUAGAGUCCUUAGCCGUUGGUGAUGUGCCGAGGAGGCUUCCUUUUACUUUUGAUCAUUUGAAGAGCAUCUCCUUCCCAUUAAACGUGGAGGAUAUGAAAGUGAUUUUAGUUGCUAUAUGUUUGUUGAAUAGCUCCCCUAAUUUGCAAGAGCUUGAAAUCUUGCUCCAUCGUAAUAGGGAAUAUGCGAUUGUUCCUGUCAUGGAUCUCCAAGAAGCAAAGGAUCAGUUGGAGUGUACAUUCAACAAACUCCGGGUUGUAAAUAUGUCCAAACUUUUUGGCACAGAAAUUGAAUUGGUACUUAUUAAAUCUAUCCUUGCCAAUUCACCCGUGCUUGAGACAAUGAGUAUCAGUACUACGACUAAUGGCGUUAAAAAAUUAACAUUGUUGAAAGAGUUGCUUCAAUUCAAAAGAACUUCACAACGAGCGAAAAUUGUGCACUUGGAUUGAAGUGACCC
Molecule: messenger RNA, 1372 nt
Organism: Telopea speciosissima
Lineage: Eukaryota; Viridiplantae; Streptophyta; Magnoliopsida; Proteales; Proteaceae
Product: F-box/FBD/LRR-repeat protein At1g13570-like
Exons: 3
Coding region: 114-1364 (416 amino acids)
Molecular function (GO): protein binding
Source: RefSeq, a predicted model, not a curated record